This is a messenger RNA of Grammomys surdaster, 4234 nucleotides long. RefSeq names its product NRAS proto-oncogene, GTPase (gene Nras). The record is from RefSeq and is a predicted model, not a curated record. NCBI's taxonomy places the organism in Eukaryota, Metazoa, Chordata, Mammalia, Rodentia, Muridae. The transcript has 7 exons. The coding region runs from base 126 to 695 and encodes 189 amino acids. Gene Ontology annotation, biological process: Ras protein signal transduction. Gene Ontology annotation, molecular function: GDP binding; GTP binding; GTPase activity. Gene Ontology annotation, cellular component: plasma membrane.
GCCGGAAGUGCCGCUCCCUGGUGGGGGCUGUUCAUGGCGGUUUCGGGGUCUCCAACAGCUCAGGUUGAAGUCCAAAAGCCUCCCGAGGAGGAGUCUGCGGAAUUUGAGGUUUUUGCUGGUGUGAAAUGACUGAGUACAAACUGGUGGUGGUUGGAGCAGGUGGUGUUGGGAAAAGUGCUUUGACAAUCCAGCUAAUCCAGAACCACUUUGUGGAUGAAUAUGAUCCCACCAUAGAGGAUUCUUACCGAAAACAAGUGGUGAUUGACGGUGAGACCUGUCUACUGGACAUACUGGACACAGCUGGACAAGAGGAGUACAGUGCCAUGAGAGACCAAUACAUGAGGACAGGCGAAGGGUUCCUCUGUGUAUUUGCCAUCAAUAAUAGCAAAUCGUUUGCAGAUAUUAACCUCUACAGGGAGCAAAUUAAGCGAGUGAAAGACUCUGAUGAUGUACCCAUGGUGCUGGUAGGGAACAAGUGUGACUUGCCAACAAGGACAGUUGACACAAAGCAGGCCCAUGAGCUGGCCAAGAGUUACGGAAUUCCAUUCAUUGAAACCUCAGCCAAGACCCGACAGGGUGUGGAGGAUGCCUUUUACACACUCGUAAGGGAGAUUCGCCAGUACCGAAUGAAAAAGCUCAACAGCAGUGACGAUGCCACUCAAGGUUGUAUGGGGCUGCCCUGUGUGGUGAUGUAGUAAGAUCCUUUGAAAGUUCUGUCAUCAGAAAAGAGCCACUUUUAAGCUGCACUGAUGCCCUGGUUCUGACAUCCCUGGAGGAGACGUGUUCCUGCUGCUUUCUGCAUCUCAGAGAAGCUCCUGCUUCCUGCUUCUCUGACUCAGUUACUGAGCACAGCCAUCUAACCUGAGACCUCUUCAGAAUAACUACCUCCUCACUCGGCUGUCCAACCAGAGAAAUGGAUCUGUUUCUCCCCAGUAGUAGUUCUCUGCCCUGGGUUUCCCCUAGAAACAAAUACACCUGCCAGCUGGCUUUGUCCUCUGAAAAGCAGUUUACAUUGAUGCAGAGAACCAAACUAUAGACAUGCAAUUCUGUUGACAACAGUUUCUUAAGCUCUAAGGUAAUAACUGCUGGCGAUUUCCCCCAUGCCCCCAACUGUUGAACUUGCCCUUGUUAGUUUGGGGGGAAAUGUCAUAAAUUACUCUCUUCCCAAGAAUAUAAUUAAUUUGCUGAUUGAUUGAUUUGUAAUGUGAUUAGCUAUAUUCUAUAAACUGGCAUCUGCUCUGUGUUCAUAAAUGCAAACAUGAAUACUCUCAACUGCAUGCAAUUAAAUCCAACAUUCACAACAAAGUGCCUUUUUCCUAAAAGUGCUCUGUAGGCUUCCGCUACAGUCUGUGAUUGGAAUAGAUGUCUCAAGAACCAUUGUGUAGGAAAGUGACUAUGAUCCAUCUACAUUUGAGGGAAAGGUAUAUCUACCUGAUGGCAGAUGCUUUGUAUAUGUACAUGAAGAUAGUUUCCCUGUUUGGGAUUCUCCCAGGAGAAAGAUGGAACUGAAACAAUUAUGAGUAAUUUCAUUUAAUUCUAGCUAAUCUUUUUUUUUUGGGGGGGGGUAGGUUACCACCUAUAAAUAUUUGUCAUUUCUUCUAGCUUACUGAUAAUCUAAUAAUCAAUGAGCUUCCAUUAUAAUAAAUUGGUUCAUUCCAAGAAGUCCUCCAUUUAUAGUUAGUCAGAUACUGUAAAAAUUGGCAUGUUAUUACUUUAUAGCUGUGAUUAAUGAUUCUUCAAACCUUAAAUACCAUUAUUAGCAGGCAGGUUAUAUCUCUCCUGCAUAGUUUCUUCAUGGAAUGCGUGUGUGUGUGUGUGUGUGUGUGUGUGUGUGUGUGUGUGUGUGUGUGGAGAGAGUGGCCUUCAGUUCCCUUCUCAGCAUCCCUCUUCUCUCAGCCUAGAGCAUCCUAUAGGGGCUUGAAUAAUUAUCUCAGUUGAGUAAACCAUGGUGCUAAUGGACCAGAUCAUGCUUUCAAAACUUGAACAAGCCAGUUAGCAUCACUGAGAAAACAGUUCACCCAUAUUUGUUCCCUGCCUAUUAUUCCUGCCUAUAGACUUUUGCCUGAUGCCUGCUGUUAGCACUAUAAGGAUAAAAUUUAGUGUGGUUCUAUACCAGGACUGGAAAUACCUGGUGAGCUGUGAGGUAAGCCUAGAUAUCUUUACAUUUUCAGACCCUUAUUUUUAGCCACAUGGAAACUGAAGCCAGAGUUCAUACCUCCAUCUCUCCCCCUGUUAGAUUAAUGUUCUAUACAGCUUUCUAAAAGUAUUUAAAACAUGUCUGUAAGUUAGGCUGCCAACUAACAAAAGCUGAUGUGUUUGUGCAAAUUGGUAUCCUUUGCUACUUGAGAGAAGAAUGUAAAAUGCCAUUAAUUGUUGUCAUGUAGAGGCUUGGUAUUUGUGGUAAUGCCCUGAUAAUUCAUUGGUGGGUUUUGUUUGUCAUGUGAUACUUAAGCUUUAUAACUCAGCUCAGUAAUUCUAAUGAAAACAUAAAUCGGAUACCUUGAUUGAAACAAGCAAACCUAGUUCCAAAAUGGCCAUUUUCUCUUCUGAUCUUGUAAUACCGAAAAAUCUGAGAUCCUUGGGAUUCCUUUGUUUAUAACAGGAUCUUGGUAUGUAGUCCUGGCUGGCCUCAAACUCACAACAUUUUUCCUGGAUUAAUCCCCCAAGUGCUGGGAUUGCAGGCACAUUCUACCACACACACCUGGCUCAUCUAGUUUCUAGUAAGUUCUCAUUGUUAAGCAAAUUCCCCAUCACCUUGAAACUAAUCAGAAGAGGGAAGAAGCAAGCUAUGCUGCUCAGUGCUGGGGCCAUUCACUGGGGUUUGCGUUCCUAAGCCUUUUACAGUGUGGCUCAGUCAUCUUCCUGAAGCUGCCAAAGCCAACACUUGGUCUUGUUCUGUUUUAAUGUGUCUGUAUGACUGGUGGUGAAUCCCUAAAACGUUUAUUAAACUCCAGUUAAGGAGAAAGUUACUUCCCUUGGCCCUUUUGACCAUAUUUCAUGUGUGUGGUGUAUGUAUGUAUGUAUGUAUGUAUGUAUGUAUAUAUGUAUGUAUGUAGUUGGUCUCCAGUAUGUUCUAAACACAGAAACAAACGGAGCCAAUUCAGCCUUCAGAUGCCCUUCCUCGCAUAUAUCCCACGGGGUGUGGGUUUUGGCACAACAGUGACAAAAGCCAAGUAAGUCUAGUUGGUGUGGUAUCAAUGUGUUUUUAGAGAGAGUAAUUAGUGAAGAUCUGGGUUACCUCAAAGUCACAAAGCCUCUCUUGCUGAAUUUAAGUGCCUGGCCUGCUGUCACAAAUUAACAUGUUCCUUUAAGGCAGUUAGUUGAAGCUUUGUUCACACAUUGGAGAGUAUGAAAAUGAAGUGUUCUAAGGAGCUCUGAUACUGAAUUUGUGUAAACCUGUUAAAUGCUGUUUGUUCCAGGACUUAAGAGUGUGUGAGUUGGUAUCUCAGUACUUCGUUUACUAGUCCCAUAGGAGUGCCAUGUGUAUAGUGGAGGUAGGUUUGUUUUAGCCAGCCACCUGUAGAAUCAGCCUUUAAACUGCUGUGAACUUUGUCAUGACUUGAACAUGAAGAUAAACAAAAACUCUCUAAAGACAAAAAUGUUUGUUUUCCCCAUUAGAGAAUGUGUGAGCUUAGUUUUAUCUUCCUUUGUAUUUAGUCAAACUCUCAAGCUGGCAGCUACGACCAAGGAGCAGAAGUGCAUUCCACCUGGUGGCGUUAGCUCUGCUAAUUAUGAGAAGCAGAGUUAAUAGUGGAAAACGUUUUGCCUGGGUGGUUUCUAUUUAAAAGAGAGAGAUGAUAAUUCUUGAACAUUAGUUUUUAUUUUGCUAUUUCUUUAAGCCGUCUGAUGUGCCACAAAAUUAUUUUAAGGUAUUUGUGAUUUAAGAGUGUUCUCAUGAAAUUAGCUGUAGAUAUUUUUAAAAAUACAGCUGAUUUUUAAAACUCUUGAGUAUUGCUCUAGGCAAGUGUUUAAGCUCUGGAGAGAAGGGAAGGUGGAUGGAGUUGUUUGGCUUUUGUAUUUCCGUGCUGUCAAAUAUCGGUCAGAACGUCAACUGUGUAAUCCUGCUGGUUCUUUAACUAUUGGCCUCUGUGGCCCUCAUGAAGGGGCUGAUAUUUUAAGUUGACUGUUUUAUUGUAAAUUAAUCCAUUCUAAUUUUUAAAGACUUGAUUUGACUGUUUUCCUUGUUAAAUAAUUUUUAAAAAAUAAAAAACUGGAAGUUCUUUGCUUAACUGUA